AUGUGCAUGGCCGCCUCGAUGUGGCACAACGUUGUGAUGGAAGCUGUUUGGUGGCGCGCCUGGGACCGCGUCGCUCCUCACGCUCUGGCUGCCCCACAUUAUUGGAACUUCCUGAAGGUUAGGCGUUCGAAUCGCCUUGGGUUCAAUUCCCUGUUCCGAACAAUUUUUUGCACUUUUCUCGAAUUUUUGACGAUUUUUUUCUUGGCCGUAGCAAUACAUCGUGCCACUAUUCAAGCGGACUUAAGCGGCCUCGAAGCCAAGCCGGACCCAUGGCGCAACGGUAGCGCGUCAGAUUCCAGUUCCUGGAACUUCCUGAAGGUUAGGCGUUCGAAUCGCCUUGGGUUCAAUCCCCUACUUCCGGAUCAAUUUUUUUUGGUCGUGCCCCGCGCUGGUGCCCCGCGAUGGAGGGGCAGCGAGGAUGAGGGGUUCAACUCGCGUAGCGACAGACUUUUUUUUUUAGCUUAUGCAUAUGCGUCUUUGACUGGUAAAAGCAUGUACAUCGUUCUUUCGUUGCUGUCUGUUCUGCUUUAUUUAUUCCUCGCUGUCCUACCGCGAGAAGCAAGUACAGGUUCAACGAUAUUCGCAAGAGAAACAGAACUUGCGACUCAUAGAACCCACGAGCCGCGUGGGUGUCCAACAAUUCUCUACAGUCGCUGUCAUGUUCCUGUCUAA
Molecule: messenger RNA, 672 nt
Organism: Akanthomyces muscarius
Lineage: Eukaryota; Fungi; Ascomycota; Sordariomycetes; Hypocreales; Cordycipitaceae
Exons: 5
Coding region: 1-672 (223 amino acids)
Source: RefSeq, a predicted model, not a curated record